This is a messenger RNA of Microthlaspi erraticum, 1101 nucleotides long. Lineage: Eukaryota; Viridiplantae; Streptophyta; Magnoliopsida; Brassicales; Brassicaceae. The record is from the annotation of a GenBank genome assembly.
AUGUCUUUCUUCGAAAAAUUCGCAGGUUCUGUAGCAUCUUUUGCAAACGAUUCAGCAAAAAUUGUCGUAAAAGAAGUGGUAAAGCCGACGGUAUCAUUUGCAAACGAGUCUGCCAAAACUAUUGCACAAGAAGUGAUAAAUCCGACGGUAUCUUUUUUUGACAGCCAGAUCCAGCGGCCACGGCACGUCCUUGAACAACAACAAAUCCUAGACAGUCUCCAACGAUCCGAGGGCUCACAUUUCCCUGGCGACGACUACCGUCCGUACGAUCGAAAAAACUGGAUGGCCAAUCUGACGGUGGAGAAACUAACUAUGAACAAGAUCGUGUGGCCAGGAACGCACGAUUCAGCCACAAACGAAAUCGGAGUGCCUUUGAUCUCUCGUCCCUUAGCUGAAUGCCAAACCCUCUCCAUCUACGAGCAGCUUGUGCUAGGGGCACGUGUGCUCGAUAUUCGUGUACAAGAGAAUCGCCAAAUCUGCCACGGGAUUCUGACGUCAUACAACGUUGAUGUCGUCAUCGAGGACGUUAUCAGGUUCUUGUCGGAGACUCACUCGGAGAUCAUAAUCCUGGAGAUAAGAACGGAGUACGGACACAGAGACCCUCCGGAGUUCGAGGCUUACUUGGUUGGCAAAUUAGGUCCAUUCUUGGUACAACAAGACGAUAACUUGUUAAGCAAGACUGUAUUGGAGAUUUUGCCGCAAAGGGUUAUUUGCAUCUGGAAGCCGAGAGAGUCUCCGAAGCCAUGCCGUGGUGGACUUCUAUGGAACUCAGAUCAUCUAAAAGAUAACUGGACUAAUACGGAUCUUCCAUGGACGAAGUUUCAGAGCAAUUUGAAACACCUGAGCGAGCAGCAGCCCAUAUCUUCUAGAAGAUUCUUCUACCGUGUUGAGAAUACGGUUACGCCGCAAGCAGAUAAUCCGGUUGUGUGGGUUAAACCGGUGACUGACCGGAUCCGAAACCAUGCGAGGCUUUUUAUAUCUCAGUGUGUUUCCAAGGGAUGUGGAGAUAAGUUGCAGAUUUUGUCGACGGAUUUCAUAGAAGGUGAUUUUGUUGAUGCGUGCGUCGGACUCACUCACGCAAGAAUCCAAGGGAAAGUUUAA